This is a messenger RNA of Annulohypoxylon truncatum, 978 nucleotides long. RefSeq lists its product as uncharacterized. The transcript has a single exon. The record is from RefSeq and is a predicted model, not a curated record. Lineage: Eukaryota; Fungi; Ascomycota; Sordariomycetes; Xylariales; Hypoxylaceae. The coding region runs from base 373 to 900 and encodes 175 amino acids.
ACCUCGCUUCAAUGGCUACAAGAACUAGGUUUUGUUUCAUAUUCUGUCUAGAUAUACCCUAGAAGGCUCUCAGCCACCAUCACCUAAGCUUUUGUUCGUGCCUAGAACCGCAAUAGCAGGUUUCUAACAAAGCUAUUGUGUCUUUGUCUGAACCAUUGAUCUCACGACAAAGACAAUUGUCACAUGGUCAAUUAGUAUAAGGAUGGAGAUUCCCGAGUUUCUUUAAUCAUUCUCCCUUCUCUCACCACACACUUCUAGUGUAUUCAUUGACUCGGAGACUCAUUCUUCGGGUAUUCGUCAUUCUGUGUAGUCAGACAGCUGGGUGACAAGAUAGUUUGCUCACGUUUCAGCGGAGACCUUUGACGACUCUUUAUGAAUUAUUUUGUCACCAAGUUGUCGGGGGAAAAGAUGCAGUCUUUCAACCGAAACCCGGUGUGUCUAUGCUUUGAGGGGGCGCGAAGAAGCGGCGCCGUGUUGAAUUUGCUGCAGAGAGGCCAAAAGCCCACCCGUUCUGGGAAAUGUCCCGAAUGUACAGUCGCUCGUCAUCGGGAGGGACAAGUAUUGAGCCAAAUCCCUAAGGACAUCGAGUUCCUCUCCUCAGCAGGUAAGCCCCUUGAAAAGGUAAGAGGAGGUGAUGACGACAACGCGUCUGGCCGUCUGUCGAUUAUCCAGAUCAUCUCCGAAUAUGCCUGCGGUCUCGAAUCCGACGAGGUGAUUGAUAUUGCUAACAGAGUUUAUACUCAGCUGAAGAUGGAGAAUAACCCGCUGACUUACGCCGGUUGGGAACUUUUCGUUGACUUCUUCUCGGAUUCGGUGUUUACGCAGAUUCGCGGCAUUAUCAAUGACCAGCUUAGCUUUUUCUGGGAUCAGAAAUUGACUGGUGCAGAUCUAUUCUUUUGAAUGGAAAUAGUAAGUAGGUAGAGAUGUAGGAGGUAGGUAUCCGGGAUAUAUAUCCGGCUUGUUUUGAGAGUUAGGUGG